AUGCUUCGUUACGUUAUCGCUAUCGCCAUCUUUGCUCUCGGCGGUGAGGAAAAUUUCCUUUUUUCCAGCUUUUUUCAUUCAGAAAAAACUUUAGUUCAAUCAUAGUUUUUGAUCAGGUAUUUAAGGGCAUAGAAAAACUUUAAAAACUUAUUUUAUAUGUCUGAUUUGAACAGAAAAUGACCGGUUGUAAAAUUAAAAAUGCGGUUCACAAGGGUAUACUUCUUUCAUGAAUAUUUUAAUUUUUUUGUGCUUAAAUGCAGAAAAAAACGGUUUUUCUGAGGGUACUGUUAACCUGAAGCUUCCAUAACUUUUUUUAUAUUUCAUUCCAUCAAAAACUUUUUCCAGUUUCCGCCCAGCAGACCCGCCCGCCGCCCCACAACUGCACUGCGGCGGAAAGCGCUGUAAAUUAAUUUUUUUGAAGAUUUAUUGAAAAAAAUUUCCAAUUUAGCAAGAGAAACAAUGCUUCCAACAGUACUACAACAACUUCGGACCCCCCAACCCGUUCACUUUUAUGAACUGGGCUUUGGCCUACCAAGGAAGAAUCAACGCCACCGGACGUAACGCCUUUGAUCAAAAUUGCCUGUGGGCUUUUUUUUUGCUGACUUGAUAACUUUAUAACGGCUCCUAUAGUUUGAUUGAAGAAAAUUCGAAACUUAGGGGGGUUUAUUAUGAAUUUUGAGGAAAGUAGCAAAUUGAAAAAGAAAAAAGGCUAAAUUAAAAAAGAUAACUGGGUUCAAUAUUCCAUUAAAAGCAUAAGGGCGGUAAAAAACGUAUGUUUCAGGUGAAAGUCCCCCUUUUUUACUGCCCCUAUGCCUUCAAAUGAACUGACUGUUUCGAGUAUUUGAGGUUUUUUUUUUUGGAAAACCUCUCAAAUUUUGACGGAGUUUUUUUUAUAGCCGAUAGAGCUGUCUUAUGUCGAAAAAAAAUACCUUUUCUCCCAAGUUUUUGUAAAAAGGUACAAUGCCAGAAGCUUGAAAUAUGUGUCUUUCAAAAAUCAAUUAGAAACAUUUUUUAGCGGCUCGCUUUUUGUUUUGGGAGAGCUAUAAACAUAUAUUUUUUUGUAGUAUAUUCUAUAUUUGAUUUUCAUAUUCUCCAGUUAAUCGUCCCUUUGACAGUUGGCAACACAACCUCGACGACUGCUCCCGAGGCGGAAACACCAGGAGAUGUCUGACCAACGACAACUUCGCUCAGUGGUUCGGAGUCAGUGGAAACGACUCGAUCAGCUUCCGCACCGAAUUCUACAUCACCCAGUACGAGUGUGGACCUGGAAAACGAGGUCUCUUUUUAUAUUUCAGGAAAAAGUAAAAAAUUUUCUCAAAUUCAUUUUGCACAGAUUUCGAAUGUCAAUUAUCUGGUUUCGUCCACAAAGAUCAAAAAAUAGAGCGCUAUUAUAUUAUAGUCUUUGUGCCACGACUUGGAAUUUCCCCGAACGACAUUCCGCUGUUCCGCUGCGUGCGUUCGCGAAGCGUCUUUCGAAUCUAGGUCACGCUUUCAAUUGAUUGUUAAUGCUGUGGGAGCACAUGAAAGUAGAGUACCUUGAUAAAAAAAAAAAUUGAAAGCGCGACCAAGGUUCGCAAAGGCGCGCGGCGGCACAGCGGAAUGUCGUUUGGUGAAAUUCCCAGUAGUGGUACACAGACUAUAAAAUUGACCUUUUUUCCCGUCUCGAUUUUCAAAAGCAAGUGUUUCAUUCGUUUGCAGUCAUGGACCAGAACUUUGACUGCAUCAACAAGGUCUGGCUUUACGAGAACAACGACCUGAACUCUUGCUACAACACCUUCCUCAAGAACCAGGGACAGAAUUUCUGCAAGUAAACUGCUGAUAUUUUCGGAAUUUAAUAAUUUUUGUUAUCUUUAGAGCGUACAAUCAGUACAUCUACUGCGUUGACAACAUCUACAAUAUUAUGUGUGGACCGGCCGUCCGGGGACUCGUCUGCCAGAUUGAAGAAAUCGGCUUGGAGGUUUUAUAUUUGAAGACUCAACUGUAGUUCAUUCACCGCUGACUUGAUCGAAAAUCUAGUUAUUAGAAGAAAUAGGGGGGUAAAAUAAGAGAUUUAGAGAUUUCCGCAGUGUUUACCACAAGCCAGCUGUGAAUGAAGUAUAUUUAAAAAUUGAUAGGAAAAUUCGAAAAAAAAAACUUUCAGGUCAACACACAUCAAUGCGACCGGGUUCUACAGCACUGUAACAACAGAAAUUGA
Caenorhabditis auriculariae is the source of this 2194-nucleotide messenger RNA. The record is from the annotation of a GenBank genome assembly. Lineage: Eukaryota; Metazoa; Nematoda; Chromadorea; Rhabditida; Rhabditidae.